This is a messenger RNA of Brassica oleracea var. oleracea, 1396 nucleotides long. Its product is annotated as RING-H2 finger protein ATL47-like. The record is from RefSeq and is a predicted model, not a curated record. The coding region runs from base 200 to 1207 and encodes 335 amino acids. The transcript has a single exon. NCBI's taxonomy places the organism in Eukaryota, Viridiplantae, Streptophyta, Magnoliopsida, Brassicales, Brassicaceae.
UUAAAAUUAAUGAUGGCAGCUAGCUCCCUUUGAUUCUGCCAAAUCUGUUUAUCAAUCAUUUCAUAUUCCAAAAAAUCCUGCAACGUCUCGACUGUGAAUAUAUUGAGUUUCAUGGAUUUAUAAUCAUAAAUUGAGAGGGUUUAUGAUUAAAAUCUGAGAGAGUAUUAUAGCUUAAUAGUGUCUCUGUUCUUCACUCACUAUGUCUCAAACGAUUCAUCAAAUCUCACCUGCUCCUCCUCCUAUCACCGCCAAUCAUUCAUCGAACCGAAUAACCCCAACCGUUCUGUUCAUCAUCGUUCUCGUCUCCGUCGUCUUCUUCCUCUGCAGUAUUCUACAUUUAGCGUUCAGACACUACUUAAAGAAGAAAAGGUCGAGCCUUUCUUCCUCAACGUCAGAUUCCGACAACCAAAACCCAGAACUUUCAGAUUCCGACACUUACCGGAGACAGCUCCGACAGCUGUUCCAUCUCCACGAUUCAGGUCUAGACCAAGCUCUGAUCGACGCCCUUCCCGUUUUCCUCUACAAAGACAUCAAAGGCUCCAAAGAGCCGUUCGAUUGCGCCGUCUGUCUCUGCGAAUUCUCCGAGGACGAUAAGCUCAGGUUGCUUCCGGUUUGCAGCCACGCCUUCCACAUCGACUGUAUCGACACGUGGCUCCUCUCGAACUCCACGUGUCCGCUUUGUAGAGGGACUCUUUACCCUCCAGGGCACCAGGAUUUCAGUUUCGAGUUUUUCGCCGCCGGAGACGGUGGAGAGAGGGUUUCUCCGGGGGAGAAGCCGGCGGAGAAUGAUAUCAUGAGUGGGAAGAGAGUGUUCUCGGUGAGGCUUGGGAAGUUUAGGAGCAGUAAUAUCAAUGUUGGUGAAGGAGAGACAAGUGGGUGUGUGAGUGUGAACAGUAGUCUUGAUAACAGAAGAUGUUUCUCAAUGGGGUCUUAUCAGUACAUAGUGGCUGAAUCUGAUCUUGUGGUGGCUUUGUGUCCUAAUAGUGAGAGUCUGAAGAGUAAUGGUGAAGGGAAGAAGAUUAACAUGAGAAGUAAAGGUGAGAGCUUUUCUGUGUCAAAGAUUUGGCAGUGGUCUAAUAAAAGAUCAAAGUUUGCAAAUCAAGCAGAAACCAGUUUGGUGGGUGCUUCCUCUUAUGAUUGUUCUGGAUCUGGUAGUAGAGUUGUUGCUGGUUUGUCAUUGAAUGGAAGGAGAUUUCAAGGGCCAUGAGAUUAGAAAUGUAGCUGCAGAUUAAAGGGUAGUUAAUUUUCUGCCAUUGGAUUUAUUGAUUUUGAGUUUUUUUUUUUAAUUCAUUUUGUUAACACUAUACUGUAGUGGUGGGUCUUUUGUGUCUCUCUGUAGCUGAAUCUGUUUGUGUUUUCUUGAGGGCAAUAAAGCUUGUUCUUUGAUUAAUGUUAU